AUGAUGGAGAAGAAGAAUAAUGAGUUCGCAACUAAGCUUGAUCUGUCUGAGGAUUGUGCCUUGGGCAGUGUCACCGAUGAUGACAAGAGACUACUUCGCAAGAUUGAUCGGAAAAUCCUCCCGAUCAUGUUCUUGACUUAUUUCCUGCAGAUGAUUGACAAGAUUUCGAUCAAUUAUGCAAAUGUGAUGGGCAUGCAGGGCGACUUGGGCAUGCAUGGCAAUGACUUCUCAUGGCUGGCAACAUCCUUCUUCAUCGCCUACGCCGUGGCAGAAAUCCCGCAGGGUGCUCUGUUGCAGCGAUUCCCCGUGUCCAAAGUCCUCGGAGCCAAUGUCUUCUGCUGGGGUAUUAUCCUCUGCUGUUCUUCGGCGGUUAAGAACUUCUCUGGCAUGCUGGCACUUCGUAUUCUUCUGGGCCUGAUGGAAGCCGUGAUUGCUCCUUCUCUUACAAUGUACACGAGUAUGUGGUAUACUCGAGCCGAAUCGACACCUCGCUAUGGUUUCUGGUAUUGUGGACUUGGAGUUGGACAGAUAGUUGGCGGUCUCAUCUCGUUUGCCGCUCAGCAUGCCCCAGCGUACCUUUCAUUUGGUGGCUGGCGGAUCAUGUUUGUCGUGAUCGGCGCAGUUAACAUCAUCGUCUCGUCGCUCGUUCUAUUCAUUCUACCGGAGACGCCUGACAAAGCCAAAUUCCUCAGUGAAGCAGAGAAACUGCGUGUGGUCGAAAGAUUGAACCAAGAUGCAGCCGGUGUGGGCGAGAAGGUGUUCCGCUGGCGAUCCGUCCUGGAAGCUUUCGCCGACCUCCAGACAUGGCUGCUGGUUCUGCUUACGAUUCUCAUCACUAUUCCCAGUGGUGUCAUUACGACCUUCUCGUCCAUUCUCAUCAAAGGAUUUGGUUAUGAUUCCAAGCAAAGUGCGCUGUUGAACAUGCCAUCUGGCAUCGUCAGCAUUGUGUCAACAAUGGUCUCCACUUAUGCGAUUGCAAAGGGAUUUUCGCGAUGGCUCGCCAUCGAUCUUCUCUUGCUUCCAACUCUCGCGGGAUCGUGUCUCAUGUCCUUCCUUCCCGCUUCGAAUAGGGGAGGCUGUUUGGCGGGUAUCUAUUUGGUCAACACCACUGUCGCCCCCUUAGCAUUGAUUUACGCUUGGACUGGUGCGAACUUCAAGGGCUACACCAUGAAGGUCUCCGGCGCCGCGAUUAUCUCUGCCGGAUUCAGCGUCGCCAACAUCAUCGGCCCUCAGACCUUCCAAGCUAAAGAUGCCCCUCGCUACAUCCCUGCCAAGAUUACCCUCGUGGCAGUGAAUGCCGCGGCAAUCCUAGUCUCCACUUCUUUGCGACUCAUGUAUGGAAGACGCAACAACAAGGCCGACCAGCUUGGUGUGCCAGCGCGUAGCUCGAUGGAGGCAAAGAUGGCGAAUAAGGGGGGCGUACAGGAUGUCCAUGACGAUGAGAACUUCCGCUAUGUGUAUUAA
This is a messenger RNA of Penicillium subrubescens, 1464 nucleotides long. RefSeq lists its product as uncharacterized. The record is from RefSeq and is a predicted model, not a curated record. Gene Ontology annotation, biological process: transmembrane transport. The transcript has 6 exons. NCBI's taxonomy places the organism in Eukaryota, Fungi, Ascomycota, Eurotiomycetes, Eurotiales, Aspergillaceae. The coding region runs from base 1 to 1464 and encodes 487 amino acids. Gene Ontology annotation, molecular function: transmembrane transporter activity. Gene Ontology annotation, cellular component: membrane.